Molecule: messenger RNA, 2432 nt
Organism: Vitis riparia (riverbank grape)
Lineage: Eukaryota; Viridiplantae; Streptophyta; Magnoliopsida; Vitales; Vitaceae
Product: probable potassium transporter 17
Exons: 8
Coding region: 19-2178 (719 amino acids)
Biological process (GO): potassium ion transmembrane transport
Cellular component (GO): membrane
Molecular function (GO): potassium ion transmembrane transporter activity
Source: RefSeq, a predicted model, not a curated record
GAGAAGUGUUUUAGAAGAAUGCCCACGGGUCGUCAAUUCGGGACACCUCACGGACCGACGGUUCACUCGAUCCCUAAUGCCAAUCUUCUGAUCCCUCCUUACUCUACCAACGCUCUACUUGCAUCCACACACCACCACAUGGGGAACAAUGGAGGCAAUAAUUUGUUACUGGCAUACAGGACAUUAGGAGUUGUGUUCGGAGGACUUGUUACUUCCCCGUUGUAUGUUUACCCUUCCAUGCACUUGAAAUCUCCGACAGAAGAUGACUACUUGGGUAUCUACAGCAUCAUGUUCUGGACCCUUACUCUUAUUGGGGUUGUCAAGUAUGCCUCUAUUGCUCUCAAAGCUGACGAUCAGGGUGAAGGAGGAACCUUUGCCUUGUAUUCGUUACUCUGUAGGAAUUUGAAUAUUGGAAUUCUACCUUCCAAGUGCAUGGAUUCAAACUCAAAGGUCUCUCAUUCCAGCGGGCAUGAGGGUGCGAAGGAUCAUAGUAGGCUUGGGAAAUUUUUUGAAAAAAGUAUAAUUGCCAGAAGGGUGUUACUUUUUAUAGCUAUGUUAGGCACGUGCAUGCUAAUUGGUGAUGGCAUACUUACUCCUGCAAUCUCAGUCUUGUCAGCAAUGGAUGGGAUACGUGCACCUUUCCCUUCUGUCAGUAAAUCUUUGGUGGAAGCUCUUUCUGCAGCAGUCCUAAUUCUUCUGUUCCUGAUGCAAAAGUUUGGAACCUCACGAGUGAGCUUCCUUUUUUCCCCCAUCAUGGGUGCAUGGACCAUCACGAUUCCACUUGUAGGAAUUUAUAGCAUUGUACAACAUUACCCAAGCAUAUUCAAGGCUUUGUCACCGCAUUACAUCUUCCAUUUCUUUUGGAGAAGAGGAAAAGAUGGCUGGCUGUUGCUUGGUGGUACUGUCCUUUGCAUCACUGGCUCUGAAGCGUUGUUUGCGGAUCUCGGACAUUUCAGCAGGCCCUCAAUUCAGAUUGCCUUUUUUCUCACCAUAUAUCCAUCUCUGGUUUUGACAUAUGCCGGGCAAACAGCAUACCUGAUCAAGAACCCCAAUGAUCAUGAUGAUGGAUUUUACAAGUUUAUACCAACUCCAAUCUACUGGCCAAUUUUCAUCAUAGCCACAUCGGCUGCUAUUGUUGCAAGCCAGUCCCUAAUAUCAGCUACCUUUUCUAUUAUCAAGCAAUCUGUAGUACUGGAUUAUUUUCCCCGGGUGAAAGUGGUGCACACCUCCCCUAGCAAAGAAGGCGAGGUUUACUCCCCAGAAAUAAACUAUAUCCUGAUGAUUCUUUGUGUUCUUGUGAUACUAAUUUUUGGGGAUGGAAAAGAUAUCGGAAAUGCUUUUGGUGUUGUUGUUAGUUUAGUGAUGCUGAUCACCACUAUAUUACUCACAUUGGUCAUGAUCAUGAUAUGGAGAACUCCACCAGUCCUGGUUGCCCUCUACUUCAUCGUAUUUUUUGUGAUGGAAGGUGUUUAUGUGAGUGCUGUCUUCACAAAAUUUCUAGAGGGAGGGUGGAUUCCUUUUGCCAUUUCCUUGAUACUUGCCUUCAUAAUGUUUGGGUGGUUCUAUGGGAGGCAGAGAAAAAUAGAAUACGAGUUGACCCACAAGAUAAGCUUGGACAGACUUGAACAGCUCUUAUCUGACCCAGGUGUCCAGAGGGUUCCUGGAUUGUGCUUCUUUUACACCAAUAUUCAAGAUGGUCUGACUCCAGUUCUGGGACAUUACAUAAAGAACAUGAAAUCCCUUCACAAGGUCACCAUUUUCACUACCCUGAGUUACUUGUUGGUUCCAAAGGUUGCUCAACAUGAGAGGAUUGUUGUCGACAAACUGGGCCUCAAAGGGGUGUAUGGGUGUGUGAUUCAAUAUGGCUAUGCAGAUUCUCUUAAUCUUGAAGGAGAUGAUUUUGUAAGUCUGGUGACCAAUAGCUUGCAGGCUUAUAUACAGAAAAACACUGAUCCGGAGAUUGAAGAAGAGAUUUUAGACUUGGAAGAGGCAAGGCGGUCUGGAGUGGUUCAUAUUCGAGGCAAGGCGAGGUUUUAUACAGGCAAGAGUUGUAGAUGGUUUGAUAGAAUCAUGCUCGCAUUUUAUGAAGUUCUGCACAGUAAUUGUAGGACUGCACUGCCUGCUUUGGGGGUUCCUCUGCCUCAGCGCAUUGAAGUUGGAAUGCUUUACGAGGCUUGAAAAUGGCAAUAGAAUUCAUUUGUAUGCCUUACCCACAGGUAAAAUCUCCUCACAGGUUAUAUCUCGCAAAGAAACAAAAUAACUUGUUUUAUACAGAAAAAUCAGCAACUAUUUAAAUUUGUACUCUACAUUUGGCACUUCCCUGUGAGAUGGGAUGCUAUUUUUCUAGGAUCUUACUUUUUUAAGGAAAGAUGCAAUUGAAAGAACAUUAAUAUUUGAAAAGGAAUAAGAUACAGAUGAAUAUUCCAUCUUCU